AUGCGAAUCAAAACCAUUGAAUUCCAGGCUAUUGUUAAAUCAAUCAAGCCCGACAAAUUAGCUGUCAGUUAUGGGACCGAGCAAUCACAAAUUGAAGAGGUCAAAUAUGAAGAUUGUCGUUUGCCGCCUCGUGUAAACAAGAGUUUCGACAUGAUUAAGAGUGGUGAUGUCGUCGAAGCAUUGGUAAGACAAGAGAAUGAAUCCAUCUAUGGUUGGCAAAGGUCUAAAAUAAAGGAAUUGAAAGGUGAACUAGCAGCUGUCGAAAGCGUUGAAGGUCCUCAUCGCAUGGACAUCGUUUCUUUUGAUCGUAUCAGAUCUUUAUCUGUAAAAUGUAUUCCUUUGAAACAAGGUCAAUUUAAGCACACCGAAAUCGUCGUGCCUGAGGACCUUCGCAUUUAUUUUAAACGGCCAGAAACUUGCUCCGAUUUCGCUUCAAUCGUGAAAAAUGUUUAUAUUGAAUAUAAGGAGGAAAGCGGGCAUCUGCACAUAUCGGCAUUCGAAGAACAAGCCAUAAAAAGAGCGACUGUGUUAGCUGACAUGUACUUCAAAGACUCUCGUCAAAAGAUGCAGUUAUUGCAACGUCAAGAAGAAGCUGCGAGAAUGUUGGAAAAUACUUCAUUGAAUUCGUCAGCUCAUGUCGAAGAAUUUACGGUUCCGUUUGACCUUAUGGGUUUAGCUAUCGGUUCUCAUGGUACCAACAUUCAGAGCGCACGUAAUAUGGAAGGAAUUGACGAUAUCCAGGUGAUUGAAAGCAAUGAUGGUCAAAAUCCUGUUCUUUUUAAGGUUUAUGCAGAAAAUGCUGAAGCAGCAGCAGCUGCUAGAUCACAAUUAGAAUACGCGGUAGAAUCUUUUGACGUACCUAGAGGUAUGGUUGGGAAAGUUAUCGGGAAAUCUGGGAAGACCAUUCAAGAUAUUGUCGAUAAAUCGGGUGUCGUUCGUGUUCAGAUUGAAGGAGGUGAUGGCCAAAAUCGCGCUGAAGAGAAUGCUGAUGAACCUGUUCCGUUUGUCUUUACUGGAACUCGAGAUUCUAUAUCAAUGGCUAACCUUUUAAUCGAAUAUCAUAUGCGUCAUCUGAAAGAAAUGGAAGAAAUGCGCCUAAAUAUGGAUGAAAUGCAGCGACGACUUUAUUCCCGUACGACUCCUCCUCCAGUUGGAAUGAAUGGGUCAGGAUAUCGUUUUGAACGCGGAGAUGGAAAUUUUGGUGGACGAGGAGGACCAUUCAAAGGGCGCGGGCGUGGAGGAUCGUUUCGUGGUGGUCAUCGUAUAAGAGGUGGUGGUGAUAUGGAUGAUCGUCGGCGUACUAUAGAUGAAGAAAAGUUCGGUGACAAGGAUGAAAGUAAUGAAAGGGAAAUGCGUCGUCCAGGGCGUGGUCGUGGUGGACCUCGGCGCGGUGGCAAAGGUCCUCAUCAACAAGCAACAGUGAAUGGAAGCGGUUAA
Molecule: messenger RNA, 1437 nt
Organism: Dracunculus medinensis (Guinea worm)
Lineage: Eukaryota; Metazoa; Nematoda; Chromadorea; Rhabditida; Dracunculidae
Source: the annotation of a GenBank genome assembly